UUGGUUUCAUGAUACUGUUGAUUAUUUCAGAAGUUGGAAGAUAUUGGAAACCUCAAGUAACCACUCACUUGGUUGUCGAUUAUAAUCGAGAAGAGAGCUUUGAAAUAUAUUUGGAUAUUACGUUUCCACAUAUAGGUUGUGGUGCAUUAGGAUUGGAUACUAUGGAUGCUACGGGAGACUCCCAGUUGGAAGUUGUCAAUUCGAAGCUUUCCAAGUUUCGAGUAUUUCAAAAUGGAAGUCAAGUGUUGUGGAAUCAAUCGAUAGUAGAGAAGGAUGGUAAAGUCCAUUCCUUUGUAUUGGAAGAGGCAACAAAUUGUAAGUCUUGUUAUGGAGCUCAAAUAUCAACAGAUCAGUGUUGCAAUACUUGUGAAGAAGAAGUAUUAUUAGCAUAUGAAUGGAUAGGUUGGUCAUAUCAAGUGGAACAAUUUGAACAGUGUCAUAUGGAAGGAGUGGUACAAUGGGUUCAAAGUGUUUUAUCCCAAGGUUGUCAUUUUCAAGGCACUAUUGAAGUUGCUAAGUAGGAGGCAAUUUCCAUUUCGUAC
Molecule: messenger RNA, 542 nt
Organism: Galdieria sulphuraria
Lineage: Eukaryota; Rhodophyta; Bangiophyceae; Galdieriales; Galdieriaceae
Exons: 4
Coding region: 9-521 (170 amino acids)
Cellular component (GO): COPII-coated ER to Golgi transport vesicle; endoplasmic reticulum
Source: RefSeq, a predicted model, not a curated record